This is a messenger RNA of Dermacentor andersoni, 2244 nucleotides long. Lineage: Eukaryota; Metazoa; Arthropoda; Arachnida; Ixodida; Ixodidae. The record is from RefSeq and is a predicted model, not a curated record.
AUGCCAUUCGGACUUGUCGGUGCGCCUGCGACUUACCAGCGCCUGAUGGACCGUGUCUUGGGUGACGCAAGGUGGCACCAUGCUCUUGCUUACCUGGACGAUGUUGUGGUAUACUCGCGUACCUUUGAUGGGCACUUACGCCAUCUCAGGGACGUGUUGGAGCGUCUGAGGUCUGCGGGGAUAACGCUAAACCCGACCAAGACCCAGAUCGCAGCAACCCGAGUAACGCUACUGGGUUUUAAACUUGAUAACGGACGCCUUCUGCCGUGUGAUGACAAGGUUCAGGCAUUAUUGAACUUCCCGUCACCGGCAGACAUAGGCGGACUGAGACGCUUUUUGGGGCUGGCGAACUUCUAUCGACAGUUCAUCCCAAACUGCGCUGCACUGCAAGCCCCCUUGACAAUGCUGUUGAGGAAAGGUGAGCAGUGGAGGUGGGGUCCCGAGCAAGAGGAGGCACUGCGCAACCUCGUAAAAGCGCUCGUGGAAACCACCGAGUUAAGGCUACCAGACUUGAACAAAGAAUUUGUCAUUCAUACGGACGCCAGCGACCUUGGCCUAGGAGCGGUUUUGCUCCAACAGCACGAAGUGACUCAGCCUAAGAGCAAAGUAACUGCUACAAUGCUCGACGGCGCUGGUCCCGAAGGAAGGGCAGACGAACCCCCUUCGCAGGACGAAAGCGUGAACCACUUGGACUGCGUCAGUUCAGUGGGGAGCGUGUUCGGCAGAAAGGAGCUGUUAGAGGCACAGCGGGAGGAUCCGUUUUGUAAGAAAGUGUUUGAGGGGCUCCGGGAGCCCGGCGGCGCGGCCGCGGCGCACAUGGACGCAGCUGGUAUUGCUGUGGGUGCGCGGCGCUCCGAAACAGCUGGUAUUGCUGUGAGCGCGUUGGAUUCCUACCUGCUAGACUCUGACGGCGUCCUGCUGAGAUACAUCCCCGCGGAGAAGGAUACACAUGAGUCCUUCAAAGCGGUGAUUCCACGCACGCUGAGAGGAGCACUUUUACGCUACUUUCACGAUACGUGCCUGGCUGAGCAUGCAAGUGGCCCUAAGACUUAUCUGAAGUUGUGCCGCUUUGCUACCUGGCCUGGAAUGAAGCGGGAUGUGAUGCGCUACGCCCGCUCUUGCAACCGGAAGCUGACGGCACGCGUGAUCAUGGGAAAGCUGAUCGAGGUGUUUACACGAUUCGGCUAUCCUGAGCAGUUGAUAACGGACAAUGCGUCCUACUUCACUGCCAAACUCUUCGUGGACUCUUGUGCAGCUCUCGGCAUUAAGCACAGGAGAACAACCACGUACCAUGCCCAGGCGAAUCCCACUGAGCGUGUGAACCGCAACAUCAAGCACAUGCUCGUUGCAUUUGCGGGGACGCACAAUGAGUGGGACGCUUGUCUUCCUGAAAUUGGAUUUGCUAUCAGGUCGACAGUGAAUCGAUCGACUGGGUAUACACCCGCCACCCUCAACCUUGGGAGGGAGCUGUUGAAUCCGGUAGAACUUACUCUACAGGAACGAAGCAGCACGGAACUGGUUGUUUCGUCGGCACGCGCCGAUUAUGCGACUGGGCUGCGCGCGAAGGUAACGGAGGCUUUACGAAAAGCGCGACGGAACCUGAGCACUGCACGUGCCGAGCAGAAAGCGCAGUACGACCGCUCUCAUCGGGAAGUUCACUACAAAGUGGACGACCUGGUGUUGAGACGGAAUCACGUCCUGAGCGACGCCAGUAAGAAAUUCUCAGCUUCUCUGGCGCCGAAAUGGACAGGACCGUACCGGGUGCGAGAGACUGUCUCUUCGCUCGUGUACAGGCUGGCGGACUUGAAAUUAAGACCGAUCAGCCGACCGGUGCAUGUCUGUGAUCUCAAACCCUACUACAACAGAGGGAACGAGUGGCCCGAGGAGAACGCUCUCCCGCGCCCGCAGGCAGCGGCAUCGGGUGGCACAGCUCGACGUUCGAGCCCACAUGCAGGCUUCCAGAGCGAGCACGCGCUUUCUCUUCGGAAGAAGCGAGAGGGGCUAACAGAAUUGUCGCAGCAGCAGACCGCCCGUCGGGAGCCGUGCAACAACCUUCAAGGAGAGAACACCACGCGCGCUCGUCGAGGUCAGACGUGCCUAAACACUGCUCCACAGCACGUACGUCGGCCCGAACCACCGCCCCCAGCCGGGGGCCCCCGAGGCACCGCGAGCGGCACGGCUCGCCCCGACACCCCGACGACUCCGGCUCCCCAGCUCCGGAGAGACGCUCAGCCGUCGAGCUAA